Molecule: messenger RNA, 3584 nt
Organism: Anopheles funestus (African malaria mosquito)
Lineage: Eukaryota; Metazoa; Arthropoda; Insecta; Diptera; Culicidae
Gene: Stt3B
Product: dolichyl-diphosphooligosaccharide--protein glycosyltransferase subunit STT3B
Exons: 4
Coding region: 39-2375 (778 amino acids)
Biological process (GO): post-translational protein modification
Cellular component (GO): membrane
Molecular function (GO): dolichyl-diphosphooligosaccharide-protein glycotransferase activity
Source: RefSeq, a predicted model, not a curated record
AGGAACGUAAAUUCUGUCCCCGAAAACGCUUGGCCACCAUGAAUCGUUCCAGCAAGAGCACCACACUCCGCAAGACGGCCGGCUAUUCCAGUCUGAUAACAUUCGCCGUCCUGUUGCUGGCAUGGCUGUGCGGUUUCUCCAGCCGGCUGUUUGCUGUGAUUCGUUUCGAGAGCAUUAUUCACGAAUUCGAUCCAUGGUUCAACUACCGUGCCACGGCGCACAUGGUGGAGAAUGGAUUCUACAAGUUCCUUAACUGGUUCGAUGAAUCCGCCUGGUAUCCGCUGGGUCGUAUUGUCGGCGGUACCGUAUACCCCGGUCUUAUGAUCACGUCGGGUGGGAUCCAUUGGCUGCUCCAUACGCUUAACAUUCCGGUGCAUAUUCGGGACAUCUGCGUGUUUCUGGCACCGAUCUUUAGCGGUCUUACCGCCAUCUCGACGUACCUGCUGACGAAGGAGCUAUGGUCGGCCGGUGCCGGGCUGUUCGCCGCCAGCUUCAUUGCUAUUGUGCCCGGUUACAUUAGCCGUUCGGUGGCGGGAUCGUACGAUAACGAAGGUAUCGCGAUUUUUGCCCUACAGUUCACCUACUAUCUGUGGGUGAAAUCGGUAAAAACCGGUAGCGUAUACUGGGCGGCAUGCACCGCCCUGUCCUACUUCUACAUGGUGUCCGCCUGGGGUGGCUACGUGUUUAUCAUCAACCUGAUCCCGCUGCACGUGUUCGUACUGCUGAUUAUGGGCCGCUACUCGCCGCGUCUGUUCACCUCCUACACGACGUUCUACAUUCUUGGACUGAUCCUUUCGAUGCAAAUUCCAUUCGUUGGUUUCCAACCGAUUCGCACGAGCGAGCAUAUGGCUGCGUCCGGUGUGUUUCUGCUCCUAUUCGCUGUUGGCGUGCUGAAGCAUGUUCAAACAAUGCUUUCGAAGCAAGAAUUCAAGCGACUUUUCCUUGUCGGAGGUUUGCUGGCAGCCGGUGUCGUAUUUGCCGGUGUAGUAUUGCUUACGAUGCUCGGCGUGAUAGCACCAUGGAGCGGACGGUUCUACUCGCUAUGGGACACCGGGUACGCGAAAAUUCACAUUCCGAUCAUUGCGUCCGUAUCGGAGCAUCAACCGACGACGUGGUUUUCUUUCUUCUUCGAUCUACACAUCCUGGUGUGCACCUUCCCGGUAGGGUUGUGGUAUUGCAUCAAGAAGAUCAACGAUGAGCGCGUGUUCGUCGUGCUGUACGCGAUCAGUGCCGUGUACUUUGCGGGUGUGAUGGUGCGUCUGAUGCUGACGCUGACGCCCGUCGUAUGCAUACUAGCUGGAGUGGCAUUUUCUGGCUUGUUGGAAGUAUUCCUGAAGGAAGAUAGCGCAGCCGGUGCCAAAGAGAGCGGUGCAGAAGGUGAGGGAGAAGAUGCCAGCGGAGAGAAGAAGCAAAUGUACGAUAAGGCAGGCAAACUUAAGCACCGUCCGAAGCAUGACCUCUCAUCGCAUAGCGCGCAUGGUGAGCAGAAUACGGGCCUUGGUUCCAAUGUAAAAAAUAUGGUGAUUGUCGCCAUUCUGAUGUUGCUCAUGAUGUUCGCGGUUCACUGCACGUGGGUUACGUCUAACGCCUACAGCUCCCCCUCAAUUGUGCUCGCUUUCUACAACAGCAACGAUGGUACUCGCAACAUUCUGGACGAUUUCCGUGAAGCUUAUUACUGGUUGUGGCAAAACACGGCACCGGAUGCCCGCGUUAUGUCCUGGUGGGACUAUGGCUAUCAGAUAGCGGGUAUGGCAAACAGAACAACGCUGGUAGAUAAUAAUACUUGGAACAACAGUCACAUCGCGCUCGUCGGCAAAGCCAUGUCCUCGCCGGAGGAUAAAGCGUACGAAAUCAUGACCUCACUCGAUGUGGACUACGUGCUAGUGAUCUUUGGCGGUGUGAUCGGAUACUCUGGUGACGACAUCAAUAAGUUCCUCUGGAUGGUGCGUAUUGCCGAGGGCGAACAUCCGAAGGAUAUACGCGAAAGCGAUUACUUUACCGAUCGGGGCGAGUUCCGUAUCGAUUCCGAGGGUGCACCUGCACUGUUGAACUGUUUGAUGUAUAAACUUAGCUAUUACAAGUUUGGAGAAUUGAAGCUCGACUACAGAGGUGCUGCUGGAUACGAUCGCACCCGUAAUGCCGUCAUCGGUAACAAGGACUUUGAGCUAACGUAUCUCGAAGAGGCGUACACGAGCGAACAUUGGCUGGUGCGCAUUUACCGUGUGAAGAAACCACACGAGUUCAACCGGCCCGCCCUGAAACCGGAUGAACGGGUACUUCCGGCCGGCGAGUUCGUGUCGCGCAAGACAACCAAACGAAGGAAAGGAUUAAUUAAAAACCGUCCCGUUGUGGUGAAGGGCAAGAGAAAUAAGUAAGCAGGGGUAAAAUGGAUACAAUAGCGACUCCAAAGGUUUUUCAUUUCAUUUGGGGAACGUUGAACUGUCUACUUGUCCUCCUCAUCUCGCAUACGUUGAAGCUCUUCUAAUGGGAGACGUUAAAAGCAAAACGACAAAAUUUGGGCAAUUUGACUCGUUUUUUUUGUAAUAACACGUCGGGUGCACUGUGACAAAAUGCUGUGAAAAGUGGAAAAUAAUAGCCUACCCUCCCCAACGUUUCGAUCGAACAGAUUUGCGUCAAAUAGGAUGUAUGUGUCGCCAAAACCUUUUAUCUCAUUGGUUCUUUAUAGUAGUAAAAUAGGAUGCCCCGGAUGUCAGAUAAUAGCGAUGAGAAGAAGUAAAAAAAAUACCUAAAAUGCAAUAAAGUAGGCAAAUAGUUACAUCAUUCUUGCAUUAGCGUUACAGCGCUGCAGAAUACAAGUUCGGUUGUUUCAUGUGUUUGAUGCACCAUCUGCUUUUAGUUUUUAUUCCAUGCAUUAUUUGUGUUAUUUCUCCUCAUGCACUUUCUCUUGAAUAAUUAAUGUUACCUACGCUAUGUCCUGAAUCUGCGAUCCCGUGGGUUUCUUUACGCACCUCAAUAUACAGAGGAACGGGAGAGUAAAAAUAAUAGAGAGCGAGAGAGAUGUGAAACAAUUAGGUACCGUAAGUGUUUGCGUUAACGUGGAAGAUUUUUCUGUUUAACCUUCCACUCAAAUACAGAAGAAAAGAAAAACAAACAAAAAGAAAAGAACAAAUACAAUUAGAACUAGAAAAAGAUGAGGGAAAACAAUAGAAAACUACAAAAGAAAUGAAAGAGUGCAUUAAAACCCUUAAUGGCACACGCGCCCACAGUGAUGUAUCAUGUCUCUACCUUUCAUGCUGAAGAAGCGAUCGUUUUGUUACCAUGGAAACGUAUAUUUUAUCGAACACAUGUGCAUGGCAAUAGUAGUGGGAUACAAGUUUCCGUUGUAACUGAUCGCUUUCGAUCGUUGCCUUUUUGAGGAUCGAUUCAAUUAGGACAUGUGUGUUUAUUUGUGCAUUUAUUCCAAAUGAUCUGGUCCGGGAUAUCACGUACGACAGUAAACGUAGCAAAAGUUAAAGAAGAGAAACAACAAACGAAGCAAACGAACAACAUGCAGACUUCUAGCCGAACACUGAAUACAACUUAAGGCGAAAAUAAACCACACACCGAAGAGUGACAUCAAAACA